GGCUGUAUUCUCUUAAUUAUUUCAACACUGUGCCAGGUGUUGGGCAUAUCAUAAGAUCCGAUAAACAUGGGUAGAGUGCUAUGCAAGUACAGGGGUGGGGCAUGCAACCCAAGUGGGAUGGAGAGUGAUCACAUUCAGAGGAAAUGACAUCUAAGCCAAGAACUGAAAGAUAAAAAGGUGUUGGAAUUUAAUAAAGAAACCAUAGGCAGAAAAUGGGAGGGAUUCAUGUCUACUAAGAUCCUUAAGCAAGAAAUAAAUGACUUUAAAGGAUCCCGGUGACUGGUUUGUAGUGUCUGGGAGAAGAAGAGUUGAGACGUGAGGCUAGGACAUUAAGCAAGGGCCAUACUUUAAAACACCUGGUAGGUUGUGUUAAAUUUCAUCCUAAAAGCAAUAUGAGGGGACCCAUUAUUGGGUUUUACAUAGAGGAGUGAUAUAAGACACAAUCACCUCAGAGUGUGGGAUUUGCCUUGACUACAUUGAAUUUUAUCAUCUUAAAGGUUAAUUUUAAAUUAUUUGGUUCAUUGUAUUAAUAUCUGAGUAUAAAACAGUAUAUCAAAGUGAUUGAAAUAUGUGCCUCUUAUUUUAAUAUGAAAAGAAUGAAGAGCAAUUAAUAUGGGACUAUAUUAAACAUAGAAAUAAAGUCCUAUUUACAAAGUAUUAUUAAACUCAUAUUAAUCUGUUUGCAAAAAGAAUUGAAAUUAAAAUUUUCUGUAAUUCUGAGUACAUUCGGUUACUGCUGUAUAUUUUCCAUCAAGGUAAUUUCCCAUGAGUGUAUGUGUGCCAUUUAAUAUCCCCAAUCAAAUGUAGCUGAAACUGUGCUUUUUCUCUGCAGUGAUUUAAACUUGUGAGAUGCUUCCAUUAACUGGAAAAACAAUCAUCUUUGAUAACUUUCCUGAUCCUUCUGAUACAUGGGAAAUCACUGAAAUGAUUGGCAAAGGAACUUAAGGGAAAGUUUUUAAAGCGUUGAAUAAGAAAAAUGGCCAAAAAGCAGCAGUGAAAAUUCUAGACCCGAUUCAUGAAGGAUAACUGGCUGUUUUGGAACAUUCUCCUCUCCUGGGAAAUAUGUAGCUCUCCCACAGCAUGUGGGUGAGCCAGGAUAUCGAUGAAGAGAUCGAAGCAGAGUAUAACAUCUUAAAGACGCUUUCCGACCACCCCAAUGUGGUCAGAUUCUACGGCAUGUACUUUAAGAAGGUUAAAAUAGAUGGAGACAAGCUGUGGUGGGUUCUUGAGGUGAGGACAACUGCCUCUGAAGCAAAGCAUCAGCCACCAUCAGAUUUUCUUUGGAGAGAACAAAGCAAGUUUGGAACAAGCCCAAACUGCACAACGAUUCUGUGCAAACUGAAUGGUGAAAGCAAAAGAAAACCCACCAAACCCUUUUCCCAAUAGCAGCCCUUGGUGCUACAGUCCUAGUGUCCCCACACAUCCCUACAGUCCUCUGAUUGAAACUUGCACUACAUGCAUGGCUAGAAGCAGCUUAAAUAGACAGCCAAGGCCUCACUCAUCCAGGCCUGAUCCAGCCCAGGUAAGUCAAAGGGAUACUUACUCCAGUGGAGAGUUAAGGGAUGUGUGGGUGUGGGGAGGCAGGGCAAGAGAGUAGGAGGGAGGGAGACCUGGUGAAAGGGGUUAAGUGGUAAAAUUCACUAAGGACUAAAAACUAUUCAUAUCCUCAAGUAUAGAUGGUUCUAAAGCAAUAUCUGAACUCCUUCACUUCCCUUUGCUUUAGCACAGUGUCUUCUACCGUUCUUGAUAAAUAUCUGUUGAAUGAGUCAGUGAAUCAAAAGAAUCGUGUGGCCAGCAAGAGUAAUAGGAUCCUUGAAGUUUGGUCAAAAGUACAUUUGUUUUUCAUUAGGAAGAAAAAACUGGCCUUACAAAGUUAUGCUUUGUAAAUCCAUCUCUUCCAAACACAUUCUAAUUUAAUCCCAAAUUCUUAUUCUUUUUCAACAAGAAGUUUCUUAUUUAAGGUCAUCUAAGUUUUCAGAGUUGUGUUAUUAACCCAGGAUCUUUGAAUAGAUUUCAGGAAGUCCCUGAACUGCUGUAUUUGGUACACAAAUGUGUGUCCCUAUGCUGUUUCCUGGGAAAAGAGUUCAUGAGGUUCAUCAGGUGACCCCAGCUGUUUACAAGAAACUAAUUAUAACACAGUGCCAGAUCCAACCUGUGGAGAAAGUCUGUUUCGUACAGGUGCUAUAUCCUGUUCAAACUAUAAUGAUUUGCAAACAUUUAUUUAGUAGAGGGAUGCUUUUUUAAAUGAAAUCUUGGGCAAACCCGAUAUAUAAAAUGGGUGAAAGCAAGCCUGUCCAAGUUGAAGAAAAGAUAGCAAUUCCCACUGCCCACUACAUCCUUUUCCCAUCUCAUCUUUCCUUGCUUUUUCCCUCUUCCCUGUGAUCUUUGAGGCACCUCCCUGGAAUCAUAGAAUUCUAUACUACAGUAUGAAAACCACUGUGUUAGUAGACCAACAUAUAAUUGGAUCUAGCACCCCCCAAAUAGUAAAUUUUAGAAGUGAAGUGAUGAAAAUUAUGUAAAGUCCUGAAUAUAUUCCAUUUCAUAAAAUUAAAUACCCUAUAUCUUUGUACUUGAGUUUCUUCAUCUGUCAAGUAAGAGAUUUGGUCUGAAAUUUAAAGAGUUCUUCUAGCAAUAAUUUAUUAUUAUAUUAUAUUA
Ailuropoda melanoleuca (giant panda) is the source of this 2655-nucleotide messenger RNA. It is a transcript of the gene LMNTD1, whose product is annotated as lamin tail domain containing 1. Bases 1081 to 1386 code for a protein of 101 amino acids. The transcript has 5 exons. Gene Ontology annotation, cellular component: nuclear envelope; cytoplasm. The record is from RefSeq and is a predicted model, not a curated record. NCBI's taxonomy places the organism in Eukaryota, Metazoa, Chordata, Mammalia, Carnivora, Ursidae.